GGAAGUCGCCCCGCGAUGUUACUAGUGCUGCUGAGCCUGGCCGCGCUGUGCUGGGGUGCCAUGCCCCCAGAGCCGACAAUUCAGUGUGGCUCUGAGCCUGGACUGUCUCCAGAAUGGAUGGUUCGACACGCUCUGACCCCAGGAGACUUGAGGGACCUCCAAGUGGAACCUAUUAAAAGCAGUGUUGCAGUGGAGGACUAUUCAAUUUUGAUGAACAUAAGCUGGAUACUCCGGGCAGAUGCCAGUAUCCGAUUGCUGAAGGCCACCAAGAUCUGUGUGACGGGCAAGAGCCAGAAGCAGACCUACAGCUGCGUGAGGUGCAAUUACACUGAGGCCUUCCAGACUCAGACCAGACCCUCUGGCGGCAAAUGGAUGUUUUCCUACGUAGGCUUUCCAGUAGAGCUGAAUACACGCUAUUUCAUUGGAGCCCAUAAUAUCCCCAAUGCAAAUAUGAACGAAGAUGGCCCCUCCUUGGCUGUGAACUUCACCUCACCAGGCUGCCUGGACCGCAUAAUGAAAUACAAAAAAAAGUGCAUUGAGGCAGGAAGUCUGUGGGAUCCAAACAUCACUGCUUGUAAGAAGAGCGAGAACACAGUAGAAGUGAAUUUUACAACCAGUCCCCUUGGAAACAGAUACAUGGCUCUGAUCCAAAACUCCACUGUAAUUGGGACUUCUUAUGUGUCGGAGAAAGAACUAACUCGAACUUCUGUGGUGGUUCAAGUGACUGGGGAAAGCGAAGGUGCUGUGGUCCAGCUGACUCCAUAUUUCCGUACCUGUGGCAACGACUGCAUCCGACGCAGAGGAACCGUUGUGCGUUGCCCACACACAGGGGUCCCCUUCCCACAAGAUCAGAGCAGAAGCAUGUUGAGUGGCUGGCUGCCUCUCCUCCUCCUGGCUCUGCUGGUGGCCAUAUGGGUGCUAGCAGGUGGGAUCUAUCUGACCCGGAGGCAUGAAAGAAUUAAGACGACUUCCUUCUCUGCUACCAUACUACUGCCCCCCAUUAAGGUUCUUGUGGUUUACCCAUCUGAAAUAUGUUUCCAUCACACAGUUUGUUACUUUACUCGAUUUCUUCAAAACCACUGCAGAAGUGAGGUUAUCCUUGAAAAGUGGCAGAAAAAGAAAAUAGCCGAGAUGGGUCCCGUGCAGUGGCUUACCACUCAGAAGGCAGCAGCAGAUAAGGUCAUUUUCCUUCUUUCCAAUGAUGGCAACACAGCGUGUGAUGGUACCUGCAGCAACAGCGAGGGCGGUCCCCAUGAGAACUCCCAAGAUCUGUUCCCCCUUGCCUUUAACCUCUUUUGCAGCGAUCUGAGAAGCCAGACUCACCUGCACAAAUACGUGGUGGUCUAUUUCAGAGAGGUGGACACCAAAGAUGACUACAGUGCACUCAGUGUCUGCCCCACAUACCACCUCAUGAAGGAUGCCCCCGCUUUCUGCAAAGAGCUGCUCCACGCCGAGCAGCAUGUGUCGGUGGGGAGAAGGCUGCAGGCCUGCCACUACAGCUGUUCUUCCCUGUAGCCCAGUCAUGAAGUGGGAGACCUUUAUGCCUUCCUACCCCUCCAGUGACAGGAUUAAAAAAAGCAUCUGUGAUGAUUUGGAAGUUCACUGAACAGGCUACUUGUAGGGAGGGUUACAAUAGAAACUUAAACAACCCAGGGGGGUAGGAGUGCUGACCACUGAGCAGGUGAAAAUCCAUAUAUAGCUGUAUAGUCUGCCCUCCCUAUCUGUGAUGCUGCAGAUUGUGUAAUACUGUAGUCUGUAUUUAUUGGAAGAAACCUGUAUAAAUGGAUCUGCCCAAUUCAAAUGUGUUAUUCAAGGGUCAACCAUAUGCAUACCUACUAUAGCAACAGGGAAAGGAAGGAUUCAUACACCAUAGUCUUGUAAUUAAAAAAUUUUAUGCCAAUAAAGUUGUUACAAAUAUUA
This is a messenger RNA of Phacochoerus africanus (Common warthog), 1920 nucleotides long. It is a transcript of the gene IL17RB, whose product is annotated as interleukin 17 receptor B. Gene Ontology annotation, molecular function: interleukin-17 receptor activity. The record is from RefSeq and is a predicted model, not a curated record. The transcript has 11 exons. The coding region runs from base 16 to 1515 and encodes 499 amino acids. Lineage: Eukaryota; Metazoa; Chordata; Mammalia; Artiodactyla; Suidae.